AUGCUUGAUUAUUUCAUAUCUUUAUCUUAUCAAAAUCAUUAUCAUUCUAUCUUUGUCGUGCGAAAUCAUUCGUAUAUUUCAAUAUUUCAGGUGACAAUGAUCUUCUUUGCUUUAUCAGCAAUUUGGCAUUGUUUCACAUGGCCUAAUCCAAUGGAUGCCCUACAAUGGAAUUUUAGUGUUCGACCACAAGUAAAUAUUAAACCACAAAUGUCUUUAAUUACAAAAAGUCAUUCAACUCCACAAUUGACAUCAUCAUAUUCCAAUCAAAAUAAACCUAUUCGAUCGCAAUCCCAAAUAAUACAAUGUAAAAUGAAUGGAAAAAUGGAUGUUGGCGUUGUUGUACGCCUUAAAAAUAUUCUUCUUGAUCAUAUUUUUACAGCUUAUGAAAUUAUUAUCAAUUUGCUAUCAUUAGCAAAUUCAUUUGCUACUACUAUAUUUGGGUAA
Loa loa (African eye worm) is the source of this 444-nucleotide messenger RNA. RefSeq lists its product as hypothetical. The transcript is spliced from 2 exons. The record is from RefSeq and is a predicted model, not a curated record. Bases 1 to 444 code for a protein of 147 amino acids. Lineage: Eukaryota; Metazoa; Nematoda; Chromadorea; Rhabditida; Onchocercidae.